Molecule: messenger RNA, 1266 nt
Organism: Felis catus (domestic cat)
Lineage: Eukaryota; Metazoa; Chordata; Mammalia; Carnivora; Felidae
Product: proline-rich protein 2-like
Exons: 3
Coding region: 1-1266 (421 amino acids)
Source: RefSeq, a predicted model, not a curated record
AUGCAGCCCCAUCAGCCGCUGCAACGGCAACCCAGUGAUUUCUCACAGCAACGAGGCUGCAAACAGAAUCUGAACAGGAUUAAGUGCUAUUCGUUUCCCAGGGAGGUGAUCGAUCCUGAGAAGUGUAAAGACCGAUGUCCCCCACCCCCCACCUCCACAGACAAGCCAGCUGCCUCGUUCGCGGCCCCGGCCGCCGGCUUCCACGGGGACCGCAACGGGGGCGCGCGCGGGCGGACGCCCGGCCGGACGGCGCGGCGCGUGGGGCUGGCGCGCCCCCCUCGCCCAGCAACCUGCAGAGCCCACGCGCGCUGCCUGUCCGGGAAGGCGCGGCGCCCUCGCCCGUGCUUCCUCACCCCAAAUCAUCCCCUUGAAGGACGCCGCCGCCCCUCCCCGGAGCCCCCAUGCUGUGCUCCACGCUGGGAUCGGCUCCCUCUCCGCGGCCCGCGCCCGGGAUGGAGCCGGAUUCCUUCUCCAGCCUCUCAGCGGGGCCCUGGACGCGCGACCCUGAGCCACGGCACCUCGGCGGGACCGGCGCAGUCCUCACCAUGCCCCCACCUCUCCCGGCUCCGACCAGACGUGGCCCCGGCUCCCGGGAAGGGAGUUACGGGGGACCAAAGCGGAGCGGGGAAGCGGGAAUCCGGCCUGGAGCAACAGGACCCGGACCUCGAGGCGGGAAUGGGGUCCGGUAGAGAAGAGGAGGAGAGGAAAGACGUAGCCGCAGAAAAUCCCAAAGCCGGUCGCCCUCCCCCACGGUGGGACCGUCCCGCCACCGCUUCCUGCCAGGGAUCAGCUUCCCAGCUGCAGCCAGAGGAAAAAUCCGAGCCGCCCCUGCAGCUCCGCAGAGACCAGCCUCUCGGCCCGGGUUCCCCCGGCCCGGGCCCGCCAUUCUGCAGCCCCGCAAGCCUCCUUACCCGGACACUGCACCUCCAGGGCUCGCUCGCUGCGGGAACUGGUCCCGCUCCAGCCCCUGCCGCCGGGCCGCCGCAACCGCCUCCUCCCUCCGCUCGGUUUCAAAUUGAAAUUCCCUGGCUGGGGCCGUCAGAGGACUCGGAGCGCCAGCCCCGCCCCCUCGCGGCGGAAGCCCCUCCUGCGCCCCCGCCGGACGCGCCCCCGGCGCGGAAACCCCCGCGGGCCUCGCCACGCCCCCGCCCCCAGGCCACACCCCCGGGGCGGCCCUUCCCGCGGGAUUCGCCGCGCGGUGGCCCGGGUACCAGGGCUGGAAAGACGCGUCUCGCCAGCAGAGCUGCCCUGGUUAAUGACGGCUAA